CGGAUGUGGUCUCUUAUUCCGGAUAGAAGCCUGGGCCUCUCGGACCGGCGUCGUUUAUUAUCCCCGUGGCUUGCGUCGGAUAUCAUACAUAUCUUAUCGGAUCAGAUACAUCGAAUAUCUGCAGGUCCGGUGGGGGAUCGUGGGGUUGGAACAGCUUUAGGAAGAAGAAGGGAUGGGGAGGGUAUUCACGGUGGAAUUGGACGGGAGGAUCUACCGCUGCCGGUUUUGCCACACCCAUUUGGCCCUCGCCCAAGACGUCGCCUCCCGGGCUUUUCACUGCCGUCGCGGAAAAGCAUAUCUUUUUAACAGUGUUGCAAAUAUCUCAGUUGGAGAUAAAGAGGAGAGAAUGAUGCUUUCUGGGAUGCACACUGUUGCUGACUUAUUCUGUUGCUUCUGCGGGCAAAAUGUGGGCUGGAAAUAUGAGCUGGCGCAUGAUAGAAGUCAAAAGUACAAGGAGGGCAAAUUUGUUUUGGAAAGGGGUAAACUAGUAGAUGGUUUUGACGCGGAGUUCUAUAUUGACACCCGCCCAAGUGGAAGUGAUGCUGAUGAAAAUUAGCCCCCCUGUGUGUCCGUGUGCUUGAUGAGUUCUGCCAAAAACUGGAAGAAGAGCAUUAAGUAAUGUUGUACGUUAACAAAUUUGCUCAGACUAUCAGAUUUUGAUAUUUUCAGGAGCUGGCUGGAUAUAAAAUGAAAACGCUUUCUUUAUCCUCCUAUGCUAUCUAGAGUUUGGUAGGGGUUGCAGCUUACUUUGAUCCAUCAUGUACUCAAUCCUGAUUUUACUUGAUCGACUGUGGAAGCAAGGUGGGAGUGGGCAACGGUAGAAUUUA
Molecule: messenger RNA, 827 nt
Organism: Elaeis guineensis (African oil palm)
Lineage: Eukaryota; Viridiplantae; Streptophyta; Magnoliopsida; Arecales; Arecaceae
Product: protein yippee-like At5g53940
Source: RefSeq, a predicted model, not a curated record